Molecule: messenger RNA, 915 nt
Organism: Echinostoma caproni
Lineage: Eukaryota; Metazoa; Platyhelminthes; Trematoda; Plagiorchiida; Echinostomatidae
Source: the annotation of a GenBank genome assembly
UUGGCUUAUUUGUACAUACUAACCGGUCGAGCGUUCGCUUUGGGAUUGCGGUACGCCGGGACGUGCCACGCAACAGUGUCCACAGUUCUGUUUGACUUAGUUCAAAGUAUUCUCAAUGACAACUGGUGGCCUCCGUAUGCGUCGACACGUGAUAGCAACAACUCUUCAUCUAGUGGGGUCAUUCUCCCAAAACCCUCCAUUGAAUUCGCAGUUUCUCAUUGUCUUCUGGCACUUGCCAUGGUCGUGGCCGGUUCAGGCAACCUGACCAUACUUCGCCUGGUUCGGCAACUGCGUGCUAUUCGUUUUUUUCGUGCCAAAACAGACCAGACCCAGCAGUCUCGCGGGACCACAAACAAUGUGUCGUCUCGCUUCAACGCGGUUCCUGCUGCUGCCGCACGGGCUGCCGGUACGCACCAGGCGGCCGCGGCCGCUGCUGCUAGCGGUUCGUCUGGCAGUAUUUCCGGCGGUCCUGUUUCUGUGGCUGCAGUAUUUGGCACUGCACUGGGUCCCUCAUUCGGUCUGCAAAUGGUUUAUGCCUCUGUGAUCGGAUUGUUAUUCUUGGGAGGUGGACGGUUGACACUAUCGAACACCCCAGAAGCAGCAGCCAUUCUUUGCAUAUCGUUCUUCCCGAUUCUGCCGGACCAUCCUGGCGACAAUUGGUAUCAUCUCCAAGCACUACGCCAUUUAUACGUUCUGGCCACGAGGCCUCGACGACUGUGUGCCGUAGAUGCGGAUACCGGUCGCGUUGUUCUUUCCGAAAUGCGCGCUAAGCUUAGGGCCACAAAAGAGCUGAUCACCAGCCGAGAUACGUUGAUCUUUCCCACUAACAGCCUGGACGAACUGUCUUGGGUACGUCAUGAUUUCACGAUUUAUGGGUGUUCAAUCAAUCGAAUUUCUGCUGUUCAGCCUUGUUGA